Stegastes partitus (bicolor damselfish) is the source of this 749-nucleotide messenger RNA. RefSeq names its product cell wall integrity and stress response component 2-like. The record is from RefSeq and is a predicted model, not a curated record. Lineage: Eukaryota; Metazoa; Chordata; Actinopteri; Pomacentridae. Bases 20 to 472 code for a protein of 150 amino acids. The transcript has 2 exons.
AAGAAAACAGAGCGAGAAGAUGCAGACGCUGAAGGUGCUGGUCCUCGGCGUCCCUCUGAGCUUCAUCAUGCUGCUGAGCUGCACCGAGGGGGAAACAAAUGGAACAGGAACCAGCAGCACCACUGAUGCAGCGGGUUCGACUCCAGCGACCACACCGCUGCCCAGCCAAACCUCCGUCACCUCCAGCAGCCUCCCCGGCAGCCCGACGACCAGCCGUCCUCCUCCGGCCUCCUCCACCUCCCCUCCGGCUGCCACCAGCUCCUCCCCCGGGCCGGCAGCCUCCUCCGGGCCCACUCAGAGCCCCGGAGAGCCGGCCUCCACCGCUCAGCCGUCCACCGCCGGGACCGGAGGCAGCAACGCUCCAGAAACCGCCGCCACGACGUUACAUGGCGGAUCUGGAUCUGUGUUCGGGAGCUACAGUCAGCUGGUGGUGCCGUCCAUCUCCAUCCUGGUCUGCUGGACGCAGGGCUGAAGGAGGAAGACCGCGGACUCUGUCGCUCUUUUAUACUGAAGCCAUAAAUCCUGUAUAUAGAGGAAGAAAAAGAGGAAAUAUCAAAGUAUGGAUGGAGCCACAUUUACUGUAGUGGGCCAUGAAGUGCUGUGUUUGCACCGAGCUCCUUUCACCUGUUGCACAAGUUUUACAAACUCUGUAUUCACACGUUGAAGCUUUGCUUUGGUCACGAUGGUAGAACGAGACAAAUACAGCUGUGUGUGUUGUUUUGGCAAAUAAACGGAGGACUGAACCGACA